GCCGGACCAGACCAUUCUAAAAGUGUUUACUAACACGUGGCCGGGUUAUGAUACUAUGAACAUUUUUUCACAUCAACAUGUCGCUUCUUAUGUUAAUUUUAAUUUUUGUAUCCUGCGACUCACUGAGUAUAGGAGCACAGAAAAAUGUUAAAAGAGAUAUAGAAAAUAAUUUUAAUCCAGAUUGGGCUCAGUUGAAGAAUACGCAAGAAGGUGAAUUAAAAGAAUUGAUUCAAGUGAGGGCUAAACCAAAGAAGAGGCUCGCUCUGCCAGUGAAUUUUAUUCUUAGGGCCGUCGCUGAGCCAGAAGGCGACGAUUAUUAUGACAAGGGUCAAGGAGAAAGUGAUAAUGAAGAUUAUUUCGAGAAGAGGGAGUGGUCGGAUUUACAUAGACCUGUUCAAGCAGUAGAUGCAAACACCCCUCUAAAUCCUGCUAAUCUAUCGGAUAUAGACGGAAUAAUAAAUAUUAUAACAAAACCUGUUGAAAAUCCCAUUGAGAAAAAUUCCAGGAAUCGAAAAGUUAAACCAAAAAAAGGCAAGGUUAAAAAUAAAGACAAGAUAAAGCGUGAGUAUGGCGAAGAUAUUUCUGAUGAAGAUUUAUCUGACAAUGAAAAAGAAAGUGAGGAAGUUAGGAAAGGUGAACCUAAAACCAAAAAAGAGAAACAACACCGGUAUGAAGAUGAUGUUGACUAUGAAGAAGGUAUCUCUGAAAAACAAAAAUCUGAUACUGUCAAGGAAGAAGAACAACGUGAAAACGAAGCCAAAAAGAUAAAAAUACUUCAAAGCGUCGAUGAACUUAAGGCAAAGCAUGCUCAGGAACAACGAGCUAUAUCAGAAAAGGCAAAAGAAGAGGAAAUACAUAAAGAAGAAAUUGAAAGAGAUAGAAUAAAAGCUCACCCAAACAUUGGUAAAUACGAUCAUAUGGGAUCAAAAUGGAAGAAAGUAACAACAGAUUACAAUGAUGAAUAUGAGGAUCAAGAGCCGGAACUUAAAGACAAAUACAAAAUAAAUCAUUGGAAGUCAAUAUCUGUGGAGCCAACAGCAAAGGUGAAGCCCAAGAAAAUUAAAACUGUUACUGGUAAAUUGUCUGUCUUUAGAAACCCACACUUAUACAUGAUUAAUGACGACGAAGAUGAAAUCACGACUACAGCAACAAGGACCACGACUAAAACUAUUAAAUUAACUACGUCAAAGCCUAAAAUAUAUUCAUCUAAAUACUCUGCGCCUCCAGAAGAAGAUAAUGUUAGAAUAUCUCUCGUACCUGAGGAUGAAUCUAAAGAAGGGGAACCGACUUUAUUUUUUCCGAAAGUGAAAAAUAUACGGAAGCCAGGAAUAAGAACUACUAACGCCCCAGAUUCAUUUACAAGUGAAGAUAGAAAUAUUAGUUUAACUAGUUUGGAUGCUACGGCACCAUCGACGACAUUUACUCACACGCCACCUUCAGCUCAGGAUACUGAUUCUUCAGCCUCUCAAAGUCUAGGGUCUACAGCCUUCACCUCAGUACCGACAGAAAUAGACACCGGUCCAUCAGCAAUAGACCAGGACCUCAAGUCGUCACCCUCGGAUGAAAUGGCGAAAAAGGAAGCAAAAAAGAACCAAAACUACGAUGUUGAAACAGGAAAAGAGAAGGAACAUCACUCAAAACACGAGGAGAGUCACGAGGAACACGGGAGAAAGGCUUAUGAGGAUACGGGCAAGUCGAGAAACGUCCAAGAACGCAACCAACAAAGCUCGCAGCCACAACAGUUAAAGCACUGGUACUAUUGUUAUACGAUGGACGGAGUUCAUAAAGAAGUCAAAACAAAUAAAGGGCACCACGACGAGAAAGAUCAUUUGGACAAAUACGACGACCACGGAGAGGUUAAGAAGAAGCACCAUGAUGAAAAGAGGCAUUAUGGAUCCCACCACCACGAGGAAACGGGCAAAAAACAUGCCAAGUAUGAGGAAUCAGGUAAGCAUUCGAAAGGUCACAGCACAAAAGGCAGUCACGACAUCCACAAGAAGGACGAAUAUGAAAAGAAAGUCGAAUUCUUUGAAGAAGAAGGUGAUGCCUUUGAAGACGAGGCCGACGGAGGCCACCACAAGGAGAGGGAACGUAAAUCGGGUGGUCACUACAAGAAGGGGUACCGUCAGGCAGGCUACUCCGGCCGUGAGAAGGGAGAUAGGGGCGUCUUCUCAAAAGGAUCUCAUGGGUACCACGACAAGGGCCACCGUCAGUCUUCAGGUCGCGAUUCCCACGGCGGGCAGGGUGGUGCUCACCACAAAACAAGUGGUGUGGACGGUGGCAGGAAAUGGAUCUACCACCACGGCCAUCCAGCCAAAACAGCCAACCUUGUGGUCAUAGACAGGAGAGCAGACUCCUACCAGCACGGACCACAAUAUUAUGGAUAGAUUUAAAAAAUGUAUAUUUUUUUAAAUUUAUUAUGUUUAAUAAUAUAUUAUAUGAAUUCAAAGGAAUCCUCAACAGACUCUGCACUGUUAAUACUCACUUUACUUGUUACUUGUUGUUAAUUAAAAAGGAAUUUCACGAAUUCUUUGUUAAUGUAAGAUAUAUAAAAGCGUGUUUAAUUAUUUAGUAGAAAAUGUAUGAAUUUAUAUAUAAGUAAAGAUAGCUGACAUGUGUCAGAUAUUGCGAUUAAAUGGUCACAAAGACGGGCCAUCUGAUAAAUUAAAAUGUAGGGCCUACGUUUGUCGGGACGUUUUACAAAAACAUUUGUUAACAUUUUGAUGUGUAAUUUCUUUAACUAACGAUUUGUUAAAAUAAUUUAGGGAACUGUAUAUAAUUUUGGUCAAUUUAGUAAACGUUG
Molecule: messenger RNA, 2803 nt
Organism: Danaus plexippus (monarch butterfly)
Lineage: Eukaryota; Metazoa; Arthropoda; Insecta; Lepidoptera; Nymphalidae
Product: myb-like protein X
Exons: 7
Coding region: 78-2387 (769 amino acids)
Source: RefSeq, a predicted model, not a curated record